Bufo bufo (common toad) is the source of this 3205-nucleotide messenger RNA. RefSeq names its product proton channel OTOP3-like. The transcript has 7 exons. Gene Ontology annotation, cellular component: membrane. Gene Ontology annotation, biological process: proton transmembrane transport. Lineage: Eukaryota; Metazoa; Chordata; Amphibia; Anura; Bufonidae. Gene Ontology annotation, molecular function: proton channel activity. The record is from RefSeq and is a predicted model, not a curated record. Bases 79 to 2106 code for a protein of 675 amino acids.
GCGGCAGACACUUCCAAGAAGUUCAAGGUGUCACAUCAGACAGAGCAGCCUCGCGAAAAAAAAACUUGCACUGCAGACAUGCCACUUGGAGAGCCAAACCAGCCUAUCACCCAUGAAGGUUUCAGUAUAAGCUAUGAACAUUCAUGGCUCCACCGACAUUGCCCAUCUACAUUGAUUCAUCAUAAGCGAGCAAGAGUCUCUGGACGACUUUUCUCAGGACUACUGGCCAUGAACGUGGUAUUCCUGGGUGCUGCACUGAUCAGUAGUGUGGUUAUCAGCUCAAUGCCUGCCGAGAACUCUUACAUCUAUCUCUCAGUCCUAAUGCUCUUCAGUUCAGCCUGGGCAAUCUACUAUUUAGCAUGGACACGCAGAAAAACAAAGGCAGUUCUACAAGACCACCACGCUGGUGCACUAUGGCUGAAAGCAUCCCUUAUUCUAUUUGGAACCUGCAGCCUCCUGGUAGCUGUCUUUAAAAUUUGCUAUGAUUCAAGUCUGUUCUCUUGUAAGCUGCCAAUUGAUAUUGUCUUCUCCGUCAUCAAAAUCAUCUUUACAAUCAUACAGAUGUUGCUCCUGUGGGUUUGCUGCAGGGACUGCGUCCAGGUGCAGCACAAUAUAAGUAGAUGGGGCAUUAUGUUAACGCUGGCCACCCAUUUACUGCUUUGGCUCCUGGCUGUGAUCAAUGACUCUGUGCACCAAGACAUGGAGAGCUUACAUUCAAACACCACAUCAGAUGAAGUUGAAGGCACCGGAUGCCUAUGCCCUAAAUAUUCCACAUGUUGGACCUUUCAGCGAGGCUAUGUAACGUUAUACCCUUUCAACCUUGAGUACAGUCUGAUUUGUGCAUCCAUGCUUUUCAUAAUGUGGAGGAACGUUGGCAGGAGAGAAGUUCACCACUCUGGAUCCUCCCACCCUGCCUUUCGUCUGCACGGAGUCCUUUAUGGUCCACUUCUAGGUGUCAGUGCACUACUAGUUGGAAUUUGCAUCUUCAUCCAGUAUCAAGUACAAGCUUCAGGGGGAGUUGUGGUCACUGCCUCCUUCAUCUUAUAUUUUAUGUACAGUAUCAUUCUGCUCUCCAUCAUGGUUAUAGCCUGCAUCAUAGGGAUAAUUGCCCAAACAUUUAGAGAUAAACGGCACAUGGCGCACACAAGACAGGAUAAUGAAAAUAGUGAAACCCCUGAAAAACUGAGAAAAGAAAAGAGGCAGAAAAAGAGUAAAGAAUGUAGGCAUAGGAACGUGGAGAAUAAACACCAUGGACAGUCGGAAGGAGAAGUAGAGGAGAGCAGACAGUCAAAAGAGGUAGAAAAUAGUAACGUUGAGUUUCAGGAACAUAUUGGGUGUAGCACAACAGCUGAGGAGGAAAACUGUGAGCAUGAUGAAAAACAAGCAAAGAAUGAAACACACAAUGGAGAUACUGAAAUGCAUGACCUGCAUAAAGAACAUGAGGAACAUCUAGAUCUCAAUAAUCAUCCGACAAAGAGAAAAGUCAGCACAGAGAUAAAUACACACCAAAGGGAGAAGAACAUCCACCACAGAAGUCUACCUAAAAACUACACCCGCAGUCUGGAAAUUAUUCUCCUGCUUGGAGCUUCCCUUGGUCAAUUCUCCAUUUCUUAUUAUUCCAUAGUCGCUAUUGUAGCCACUGGUUCAUGGAAUCUGCUCAACUCUUUAAACCUGUCGUCCUCCAUCCUGAUGAUCCUACAGCAUAUGUUUCAGAAUAUUUUUAUUAUAGAGGGAAUGAGGAAAGAGCACAAGGAGCAUUACUAUCUACAGGCCCAAAAGGAGAACAAAGAGGAACACGAGGAAGCCCCUCGUAGGCUCUCCAUGGUUGAGAUUCGCAGGGCAUCUGUGGCUUAUUUACAAAGCGUUGGACAACUCAGUGUCAGCCGCAGAUUGGUGAAGGAGGUGGCGCUUUUUUUAGUGCUCUGCAAUGUUAUGUUCUGGAUCAUGUCCGCUUUUGGAGGUCAUCCUCAGUAUGUAAAUGGUCUGGAGCUUGAAUAUUAUGGCUUUUCAGUCUGGUUUGCAAUUCUCAACAUUGGGCUCCCAUUAUCAGUCUUUUACCGGAUGCACAGUGUUGGAGGGUUGCUGGAGGUCUAUGUCACUGCGUAAUGCAGUUCUUCCAUCUCAAGGUCUACAAAGAUCUACAUUGCAAUAUGUCAACCACAGAACAUUUUGACAGCGCAGUAGACACUACUACAAUCCACAAGCGUGUAGCAUUAUUGAGUAUUCAUAAACUGAUGACAAUAAUAUGGGGAGCUUUCUGCUGAUUGUAGACAUCAAGUUUUCUGCUUAACGUCCUAUACAAACCUGUGUAGCCCUAUAUGUUAUCAUGAGGACACCAGUGGUUACUCAGUGUUGAGCUGCUAACUGGUAUGGAAGCAAGUAGACAUUACCCUGAGGACAUUAUCCCCCUUGGGGAUAGCAAGGUUUUGGACCACAAGAAGGUACCAAUGUGAUAUCUGCACAAGGUUUAGGGGUAGACUGAUAUAAAUAAAUCUGGCAGGUUUUUGGUGAGAUGACCUGCAGACUACAACGUUGUACAACAAAUAGCCCCCUUAUGCAUCCUAAGGGACAGCUACAUGAUCAUAACUCUUUACUUUCAAGGAAAGGCCCCACCAUGAAUGGAAAGCAUGCUGCACAUGCGUAGCUUUCUCCAUUGACUGCUAUGAGACUUCCAAAACUAGCCAAGGCUACCUCGGAGCUCACUGGCUUGGAUAUUUUCCGAAGUCUUAUAGCAGUGAAUGGAGGAGUGGCAAUGCAUGCAUCAUGUCCUCUCCAUUGUUAUCAGACGUCCAAAAAAAGCUGAGUGCACUCACUUGGCUAUUUUGGGAAGUCUUGUAGCAGUGAGUAGACAGUACACUCUGCAUGCACAGAAAGCUCAUGGUGGGGCCCUAUUUUUGACAUAGCAGUAGGUCUCAGAAGAGCCAAUAUGUUUUGCCAAUGACGUGGCAUCUUCAGGGGUAUAGGGGCUGUAGCAUCAAGACCACCACCACUCUAUUAGGAAUUUAUUAGCUAUCCAAAAUCCUCCCAUUGCAAAACAAGCAGCUGUCCUACUGGAUCCGGGAUCAUUUGGAGGCAUAAUAUGAGCUAUAUCAUUCAUAGAUAAAGAGAAAAGGCUAUAUUGUUGUGCCCAGAUAUAAAAUUAGCUCUCCUCCAGAAGGAAGAAAGCUGCCUGUAAUCCAAUGUCUGACCCAAUAAAGAGCCUUGA